Poeciliopsis prolifica (blackstripe livebearer) is the source of this 3408-nucleotide messenger RNA. It is a transcript of the gene htr7c, whose product is annotated as 5-hydroxytryptamine (serotonin) receptor 7c. Gene Ontology annotation, cellular component: plasma membrane; dendrite. The transcript is spliced from 2 exons. Gene Ontology annotation, biological process: circadian rhythm; vasoconstriction; G protein-coupled receptor signaling pathway, coupled to cyclic nucleotide second messenger. The coding region runs from base 811 to 2025 and encodes 404 amino acids. Gene Ontology annotation, molecular function: G protein-coupled serotonin receptor activity; neurotransmitter receptor activity. The record is from RefSeq and is a predicted model, not a curated record. NCBI's taxonomy places the organism in Eukaryota, Metazoa, Chordata, Actinopteri, Cyprinodontiformes, Poeciliidae.
UUUAUUUAAUUUUUUUUCCAUUGUUUUAUAAAAACAACAACAAAAAUGCAUUUUGUUUUUAUCAAAAAGAAAAACCUCCUCGAUCCAAGUUUCUUCCUCAUCCGCUGAAGAAGGAACUUCCUCAACGUUUUGCUUCAUAUUUCUUCAUGAUUUCGCUCACGGCUCACUUCUCCCCCCUCUCCUCCCCCUUCUGGGAAACUGUGUUCUCCGUUCCCCGCGCAGAUAGAGCCGUGCGUCGUGAAACUGCUCCGUAAUUCUCUGCAGACUCUGAGCUCUGAGGAUCACACCGAAAGCGCCGCGCUGUGACAGGCUGUCCGUGCGCUCCGACGGAUGCGUCACGGCGGAGAGGUGCCGUUUGCGCAGCGCGACUCCCCCCAGACGUGUCAGUGUUUGCAGAAGUGACGCGCUGAGAAGCUUUGAAGAAAACGUUCCUGGAAGCAGGCAGAUUUAGACGGGUUCAACUUUUUUAUUCUAUUUUUUAUUUGUAUUUUUUUUUCCUCGUGUGCAGCUCCGUAAUUUUAGGGGCUUCCCCUCGUUCCUCCUCUUCCUCCUCCUCCUCUGCCUCCUCCUCCUCCAUUGAUGGUCUUCGCAUCCCCGAAAGCUACAGAACCUCUAGGAACGGGUCACUUGACCACCAUCACCACCACCUUGUGAUGUGUUGCGGCUGACAAAAAAAAAAAAAAAGCUUUCGACCUACCACCCAGUCGGGCUGUGUCCGGGAGCGGGUUACACAAACCCAAAUAUGCGCGCAAUUGGAGCGCACUGGCGAGGCGCCCCUUGCUCUCCUGUUCGGGAAACGUCAUUGUCGUGAUGUUCAAUACCUCGGUGAUUGAGCCCGCUUUUGCAAAGAAAGAGGAUGUCGCCGAAGUUAUCAAUGGCACUCUGCUCCUGGUCAGCAACGUGUCCGUCGCUACGGUGGGCAGCGGCCCCGCGGCCAAGUGGAACGAGUCGUGCGGGGAGCAGCUGCUGGACUUCGGGCGCCCGGAGAAGAUCAUCAUCGGGGUCAUGCUGGCGGUGAUCACGGCGGUCACCGUGAUGGGGAACACGCUGGUGGUGAUCGCCGUGUGCGUGGUGAAGAAACUUCGGCAGCCGUCGAACUACCUGCUGGUGUCCCUCGCCGUGGCGGACCUGUCGGUGGCCGUCGCGGUGAUGCCGUUCGUCAUUGUGACAGAUCUCACGGGGGGCAAGUGGCUGUUCGGGGACUUGUUCUGCAACAUCUUCAUCGGCAUGGACGUGAUGUGCUGCACCGCCUCCAUCAUGACCCUGUGCGUGAUCAGCGUGGACAGAUACCUUGGGAUCACACGGCCUCUCACCUACCCAGCACGGCAGAACGGCCAGCUGAUGGCUAAAAUGAUCCUGGGAGUGUGGCUAGUGUCGGCAUCCAUCACCCUGCCACCUUUCUGCGGCUGGGCCAAAAACGUCCACACGGCCGGCGUGUGCCUCAUCAGCCAAGACUUUGGCUACACCAUCUACUCCACAGCAGUCGCCUUUUACAUCCCUAUGCUGGUCAUGCUCUUCAUGUACUACAAGAUUUUCCGGGCGGCUCGCAAGAGCGGCGCCAAGCACCGCUUCACGGACCUGUCCCGGCGCGAGCGCCUGGAGACGGUGGCCAACGAGGCGCUCCGCAUGCAGGGCCUGAAGCCACCCGGCGUGGCCGAGGAGUGCGCCGCCUUGUCCCGCCUGCUGAACCGCGAGCGCAAGAACAUCUCCAUCUUCAAGCGGGAGCAGAAAGCGGCCACCACGCUCGGGGUGAUCGUGGGCGUUUUCACCGUGUGCUGGCUGCCGUUCUUCAUCCUGACCACCGCCAGGCCGUUCAUCUGCGGGGUGGAGUGCAGCUGCGUGCCCAUCUGGCUGGAACGCACUCUGCUGUGGCUGGGCUACGCCAACUCGCUGAUGAACCCCUUCAUCUACGCCUUCUUCAACCGAGACCUGCGUUCCACCUACCGUGACCUCCUCCGCUGCCGCUAUCGCAACAUCAACCGGCGACUGUCUGCCGUGGGGGUUCACGAGGCUCUGAAGGUGUGAAGCCUGGACGGUUAACCGGCAUACUUUGCGGUCCAGAUGUUAAUUUUUCUUUUUAAAACUGCACUUGUUGCCGAUAAAGGGCAUAGCGCACACAGCAGGCCUGCAGAUAAGACACAGACUGACAGAAAGAAAAAGUUGCUUCUGGUCGCUCUUAAGCCCCUCCGCAAAGCCAUGGAGACAGCAGGAAUACUUCAGUUUGCAGAUGACUCAAUCUUUCUAUUUUGGGAGAAAAAGAAAGCAAAAAAAAAAAAAGCCAACAUAGUGGAUAUUGAUGGGCCACUUAAACUGAAGCUGGUUUUGUGCAUAUGCCAACAAUUACAUCCUGGCUCCCGAUUUAUGGUGCGAUGUUGGAGCAAGAGAGAGAACUGACAUGUAAACAAAAACAAUUACCCCUGGGCUUUCAGCUACAACAACAACAAAAAAAAAUCCAAACAGAUUCCAGUACAUAAACCGAAGUGAUGUUUUAUAGAGACGAGUGUUUUUGUUUUCUCUGUCAGCACAUAAGUGAACACCUGCGGCACAGAUAGCAGUCAACAAUAUUCACGCUCCUUAGUUUUCCGCGGUAGCAUUUAUGAUCGGACCGCUCGUGGAGUUCCAUAAAAGUUGCGGGAACCGAAAACAGUCGCUGGGAUCAAGGCGAUGAGAGAGGAGUGGUGUUAUAAAGCGCGGCGUCCCGUCUGAUGAUGGCAUUGCUCUUUGUUGUGAAAGAAGAAGAGUGUUUUGUCGAGUGUCUGCAUGAAACAUCUGUCUCACGUUUCACCGUGCACAUCGACCAAAUACAUGGAUUUGAGAGGGAAAGAAAAAGAGCAAGCGUUGAAGAAGUGUUGUCAUGGUUUUAGCCAAACACUGCAGCCCCCGCUUGAACUGAACACGACCUCAUUCCUCUACCAUAUGUGUCCUGAACCUCAGCAUUGUGGGCUUUUCUGACUCUUUGUCAUCCCGCCUUGAUCAGUCUCGUUCAUCAGCAGCUCCUGACCUUUCCACUCGAACGCUCGGUCUGUUCCCCAAGACUCCUUGCUGACAAACGUUUCCACUCGAGCGUGGAAACCAGGAUGCGGUCACUCCCCUCCUGGCUGCGCUCCCAUUUUAAUCUCCGCUGUGACCUGUACAAAAUCCGUGUCAAACGUCGUCAUCGAACAGUGUGUGCUUUCUCUACCUCAAUUCUUUGGAAAAUACUGUACAUUGGUUCAUCUUUUUUUUUCUUUUAAAACUUAGAUGUGCUGUUGUAUUAUUUUUUUCACUGCUGUUUUUUAUUAUGUAAAUUAUCCUGUCGAAAACCCCGUAUGAGUGCUCAGUGUGACCACUUUGUCGUUAGUUUUAGAAAGCCUCCCAGAAAGCGGCAGUGUAUUUCAUCACUUUGUAAAUAAAGAAGCAUUUCAAAUA